This is a messenger RNA of Nicotiana attenuata, 735 nucleotides long. RefSeq lists its product as uncharacterized. Gene Ontology annotation, cellular component: nucleus. Gene Ontology annotation, biological process: regulation of DNA-templated transcription. Gene Ontology annotation, molecular function: DNA-binding transcription factor activity; sequence-specific DNA binding. NCBI's taxonomy places the organism in Eukaryota, Viridiplantae, Streptophyta, Magnoliopsida, Solanales, Solanaceae. The transcript is spliced from 3 exons. The record is from RefSeq and is a predicted model, not a curated record. The coding region runs from base 29 to 454 and encodes 141 amino acids.
ACAAACCCUUAAUAAAGAAAGAGAGAAAAUGGCAUCAAGAAAUGUGCAAAGUAAAAUGGUUGCCCGUAGAAAGUUGCACUAUUUACGAACCCUAACCAACUCCAAAUCAGUGAAAAAGAGCUCUAUCAUCUUGGAUGCCUUUGUUUACAUCCUCAAGCUGAGACUCCAGCUAGAAGCCAUUCAAAGGGAGUAUCACCACCUCUUAAACCAUCUCCAAGAAGUGAAGGUGGAGAAGUUAAUUGGGAAAAGUUUUCUGGUGAAAGUGGCCUGCAAAAAGGGUAAAGAAAUGCUAGUUUCAAUUUUAGAGGCUUUUGAAGAGAUGAAACUGAAUGUUGUUCAAGCUAGGAUUACCAGCAGAUGCUUCUUUGGGAUGGAAGCAAUUGUGGAAACUGAAGAUGAAGCUUUGGAUGUAAGAGCUGUGACUAAAGCAGUUCAAUUGGCAAUCCAGGAGUAAAUCGUAGAGAUACCAAAGUGAAAAUAUUUAAGUAAUUAUAUUCUUGUUUGGAGCAGAAACGGGGCUAAGAUUUAAAGUUUGUAAGUUCUGAAUUUGUCAUCGAACCAAUAACUCCGCUCCUGGUUUGGAGGAAUGUAGCUCUCACUUUUGUUUUCUUUUUAUUAUCCUUCUAGCCAGAAGUGCAUGUAAUGAAGGAAAAAAUUAUCACUUUCGUUUUGUUAUCCAUAAGGUAUGAAAGUGAAAGAGAAAAGCCAAAUUAUGAAGUUGGAUAUUACGAUAAA